AUGUCAAAAAGAACAAAGAAGGUAGGAGUUACUGGAAAAUAUGGAACCCGAUAUGGAUCAUCAUUGCGAAAAGAUAUUAAAAAAAUGGAAAUUCAGCAACAUACUAAAUAUUUAUGUACUUUUUGCGGAAAAACAAGCGUAAAAAGACAAUGUGUUGGCAUAUGGAAAUGUUUAAGAUGCUCUAAGGUUAUUUCUGGAGGAGCAUGGACAAUUUCGACCACUACUGCUGCUAGUGUUAGAUCAACAAUUCGAAGAUUACGUGAAAUGGCUGAAGCCUAA
Molecule: messenger RNA, 279 nt
Organism: Pneumocystis jirovecii RU7
Lineage: Eukaryota; Fungi; Ascomycota; Pneumocystomycetes; Pneumocystales; Pneumocystaceae
Product: ribosomal protein L37a
Exons: 3
Coding region: 1-279 (92 amino acids)
Biological process (GO): translation
Cellular component (GO): ribosome
Molecular function (GO): structural constituent of ribosome
Source: RefSeq, a predicted model, not a curated record